ACUCUCAGGCCUCCAUCUGCACGAUCCGAGGCCGAGAAGCCACCGAGAGAUCGGCCAUCGCUCGUGACAUCGCCCAUCUCAGCCUACACGUCAAGGUGCAGCUGAACUGGUGCCCGGGCCAUGAAGGAGUACAAUGGAACGAAGCAGUGGACCAGCUAGCCAACACCGGCCGGAAGCAGCUCUUCCCCCUGGACCGGGGAGCUGCUAUGAUGGUUCCUCCUUCCUAUGUGAAGCACAUGCUCAAGACCCAGAUGGAGAAGGACACAAGGUCCUGGUGGCUUGACAAGCGAGCCACUCUGGGCACCAGCGUACGGGACUUCCUUUGGGGAUUUUCCCACGCCAGAAGAUUUUUGAAGGCUG
This is a messenger RNA of Perkinsus marinus ATCC 50983, 360 nucleotides long. RefSeq lists its product as hypothetical. The record is from RefSeq and is a predicted model, not a curated record. Gene Ontology annotation, molecular function: nucleic acid binding. The annotation marks the transcript as partial. The transcript has a single exon. NCBI's taxonomy places the organism in Eukaryota, Perkinsozoa, Perkinsida, Perkinsidae.